AUGUCCGAGGAAGUUCGAGAUAUUUCUAACUCCUCGUCACACAGACCGUCUCAAGCUGCUAAUCAGAAACCACGUAAAGACAAAAGUGGUUUGAAAAAGGCAGCAACGGACAGAAUAUCGAAGAACAAAAUACGAAGAGAGAAAACUAAUCCCAAGCAGAAGACGUCGAAGCGGAUUAAAAAACAAAAGCAAGACAUCAUUGAUGCUGAAUCUCCCUUCCACCCGGCGUUCCAGAGUUGUCGAUCUGUAGACGAGUUCCAAUAUCUCUACAGAAUCGAUGAAGGAGCAUUCGGAGUUAUCCAUGCAGCCAAGGACAAACAGACGGGAGAACUCGUUGCACUGAAACAUCUAAAAAAAAUAAAUGAAAGAGAAGGAUACACCAUCGCCGCUCGGAGAGAGCUUGAGAUAUUGCAUAAAAUGCGACAUCCUAAUAUCGUCGCAGGCCGCGGACUAGCGUCGACUCCCAGCAACGAACAAGUGUUUAUAGUCAUGGAGCUUGUUGACUACGACCUUAAAGCUUUCAUGGACACAAUGUAUAGCAACAAGCAGUUGUUUUCUGUCGAACAUGUGAAAUGCCUUAUGAAGCAACUGUUGAGGGCGGUGCAACACCUUCAUGACCAUCACGUGAUGCAUCGCGACCUCAAAACAAAUAACAUUUUGUUGUCCAAAGAAGGUGUCCUGAAAGUGGCAGAUUUCGGGUUGGCCCGAGAAUAUGAAUUCCCUCCUCGGCAGUAUACGCCAGACGUAGUUACGCGCUGGUACCGUGCGCCAGAAAUUCUGCUUCUUUUUAAUGAUUACUCCUCUCCUGUCGACAUGUGGAGUGUUGGGUGCAUCUUCGCUGAGUUGAUUACCUUGUGGCCACUGUUUCCCGGCACAUCUGAAUUGGAUCAGAUGACAAAGAUAUUCAAGACUUUGGGGACGCCCUCAGACUCAAUUUGGCCGGGUUACAGCGAAUCGACAGUAGUAAGAAAUCUUAUAUUAGACGACUAUCCUCCGGGCGGGUUGCGCAAAGAAAUAAGUCAGGAGCUGCUUUCAGAAGUAGGAAUGUCUUUACUUCAAAGCUUUUUGACAUAUGAUCCAUCAAAAAGAAUCACAGCAGCCGCUGCUUUAGAGCACGCGUACUUCAAUGAGCAGCCCGUGGCGGUGGAGCCGGCCAUGUUUCUGGAGUCACCCGCCCGCAGCGCUGUCAUGCCCGGGUGA
Molecule: messenger RNA, 1200 nt
Organism: Spodoptera frugiperda (fall armyworm)
Lineage: Eukaryota; Metazoa; Arthropoda; Insecta; Lepidoptera; Noctuidae
Product: serine/threonine-protein kinase PITSLRE-like
Exons: 1
Coding region: 1-1200 (399 amino acids)
Biological process (GO): regulation of mitotic cell cycle; protein phosphorylation
Cellular component (GO): nucleus
Molecular function (GO): cyclin-dependent protein serine/threonine kinase activity; ATP binding
Source: RefSeq, a predicted model, not a curated record